AAUCAUCCGCCCUCGUAUCCUCACGCCCACAAAACACCCGAAGAAAAGAAGAGACUGAACGCCGCGAGUUCACGCCACGAUGGAAAACGCCGCCCCCGCCAUUGCUAAGCCGUCGCUGUCCAAGAAGCCCUCGCCGUCGUUCCGCCUCCGGAACGGCAGCCUCAACGCACUGCGCCUGCGCCGCGUGUUCGACCUCUUCGACCGCAACGGCGACGGCGAGAUCACCCUCGACGAGAUGGCCUCGGCGCUCGACGCGCUCGGCCUCGGCGCCGACCGCUCCGGCCUGGAGGCCGCGGUUGGCGGGUACAUCCCGGCCGGCGCCGCGGGGCUCCGCUUCGACGACUUCGAGUCCCUCCACCGCGCGCUCGGGGACGCGCUGUUCGGCCCCAUGCCGGUGGCUGUGACCGAGGAUGACGACGACGAGGGGGACAUGAAGGAGGCGUUCCGGGUGUUCGAUGAGGACGGCGACGGCUUCAUCUCGGCCGCCGAGCUGCAGGCCGUGCUCAAGAAGCUCGGCCUGCCCGAGGCUCGGAACCUGGCCACUGUGCAGGAGAUGAUCUGCAACGUCGACCGCAACUGCGACGGCCGCGUCGACUUCGGCGAGUUCAAGAACAUGAUGCAGGGGAUCACCGUGUGGGGCGCUUAGCUGCCGCGCACCUGCGUUGUCACACCCCCUCUACUGCGUGGUGUCAUGUUCUGGAGCAUAUAAAGACUAGAGGAGGGGCGAUCACAAAUCAGUAACUGGUACCAGGUUUAAAAAGUAGGGAUGAUUCGUGACUUCAGUGUUCUAACUUUGGUGGUUCUGCCCCCCUAGUGUAGAUAUUGUUCUACUGUACGUAGUGUCUCCCUUGCUCUAUUAAGCUUUCUGAUCAUGAGACAUCCAGUUUAUCUAUAAACAAAAUUGUUAUGAACAUGCUCGAUUUCUACUAUGAUGUAAUUUGCCAUCUUUCUUGGCACGAGCUUCAUAUAAUAUCCAGUGUUCCUAGUGGUUUC
Messenger RNA from Zea mays, 993 nucleotides. RefSeq lists its product as uncharacterized. The coding region runs from base 80 to 646 and encodes 188 amino acids. Gene Ontology annotation, molecular function: calcium ion binding. The record is from RefSeq and is marked provisional. Lineage: Eukaryota; Viridiplantae; Streptophyta; Magnoliopsida; Poales; Poaceae. The transcript has 2 exons.